Messenger RNA from Megachile rotundata (alfalfa leafcutting bee), 2376 nucleotides. RefSeq names its product splicing factor 3B subunit 2 (gene Sf3b2). Lineage: Eukaryota; Metazoa; Arthropoda; Insecta; Hymenoptera; Megachilidae. Gene Ontology annotation, cellular component: nucleus; U12-type spliceosomal complex. The record is from RefSeq and is a predicted model, not a curated record.
UUUCUUCUGGUAAUACAUUUAUUUUAAAUUGCAAUAAAAUUAGAAUUAAAAUAUAGUGCAUAUUUUAAUAUAGAGGAGAUAGAAAACAGUAAUAUGGAGAAUAUGGCAGGAAAUGAGAAUCCACAAAUGGCACAUCAAAUGUCAUCUCUGAUGAGCAUGCCUGCAAAUAAUAAUCAUGGAGUACCAGGAAUAGAUCCUCCUAAAUCACUACCCAGUUUAUUAAGUUUAAAAGUAAGUCCUCCAAGUGAAUUACAAAAUCAAACUACACCAGAUGAUGUAGGCAGAGAUACGGAUACCGAUUCAAUGAAGUUACCAGCAGCUUUAGAACAAGCUCUUGCUUUUAAAACAGAAAGAGCUAAAGAAGUUGGUGCAGAUCCUAAUGAUAUUGUAUCAUUAGGAAAAUCACCUAAUCAUGAAAUUGUAGGAGAAGAUGUAUCACAGUUAGACGAUGUUAUAAUUGAACCUGAAACAACAACAGAAAAAACAGAUGCAAAAAUGAAUAAGACUAAAAAGAAAAAGAAGAAAAAGAGGAAGAAGCACAGCACAGGAAAAGAUACAGAAAAUAAAAAAGAUAACAUAGAAAAUGCAAAACCAAAAGAAGAUUUGCCUGAAAUUGAAUAUAUUCAAGAAAUUCCAAGUGUUAAUGAUUUGGAACCAAUGUAUCGUCAAUUUGCUAGAAUUUUUGAAGCAUUUAAACUAACUGAACCUGAACCUAAAUCUGCAGAAGCUGAUAAAGGUGAACCAAUAGGUCAGUAUCCACCAGUAACUAAUUUACAAACCACUGGGACAGUACCUAGCAAAGUGCCACCAUUAGAUGAUUUUGACGAUGAUGUGAAUCAGCAACAGCAACAACAAGGAAGUGGAGAAAAUGGUACUCCCCGUCUUUCCAAAAGGAAACUGAAAAGGUUAACACGCUUGAGUGUAGCAGAAUUAAAACAGCUUGUAGGACGUCCUGAUGUUGUAGAGAUGCAUGAUGUUACUGCUAGAGAUCCAAAACUUCUUGUACAAUUAAAAGCUCAUCGAAACACAGUCCCUGUACCAAGGCACUGGUGCUUUAAAAGAAAGUAUUUGCAAGGCAAACGUGGUAUAGAAAAACCUCCUUUUGACUUGCCUGAUUUUAUAAAACGUACAGGCAUUACAGAAAUGAGAGCUAGUCUUCAAGAACGGGACGAUACACGUACAUUAAAAGCUAAAAUGCGAGAAAGAGCAAGGCCGAAACUCGGUAAAAUAGAUAUUGAUUAUCAGAAAUUACACGAUGCAUUUUUCAAAUGGCAAACUAAACCGCGUAUGACCAUUCAUGGUGACUUAUACUAUGAGGGAAAAGAAUUUGAAACACGAUUAAAGGAAAAGAAACCUGGAGAGCUAUCUGACGAACUACGUACCGCACUUGGCAUGCCUGUAGGACCUAAUUGUCAUAAAGUACCACCACCAUGGUUAAUUGCUAUGCAACGUUAUGGACCACCACCAAGUUAUCCCAACUUAAAAAUACCUGGUUUGAAUGCUCCAAUUCCGGAGGGGUGCGCAUUUGGUUACCAUGCUGGUGGUUGGGGAAAACCUCCUGUAGAUGAAACAGGAAGACCUUUAUAUGGAGAUGUAUUUGGUAUUUCACGUACUCCAGGUGGAGAUAAUAUGGAUGAAGAGAUUGAUAGAGGAAUGUGGGGUGAACCUGAAUCAGAAUCUUCUGGAGAUGAAGAUGAAGAUGAAGAUGCAGAAGAAGGUGGAGAAGGUGAAGGAGAAGGAAAGGAUGGAGAUGGAGAUGCAAGUGGUUUGGUUACACCUGGUGCAGAAGGUUUAAUAACACCAAGUGGAAUUACAUCAAUUCCUGCUGGAUUAGAAACGCCAGAAACAAUAGAAUUAAGGAAAAAGAAAAUUGAGAGCGAAAUGGAAGGAGGCGAUACACCUGCUUUGUACACAGUUUUACAAGAAAGAAGAACAGAAGGUCUUGGGGCAAGCAUGAUGGGUAGUACACAUGUAUAUGAUAUGACGGGAGCAGCGGGAGGUCAAGCACCACCGUCUGUAAUUGCUGCUCGUCGUGGAGUAAGUGGAACAGCAUCUGACGGAAGAACAGAAAAAGACGGAGCUGUUGAAUUAGCGUUAGAUCCAAGCGAAUUGGAUUUGGAUUCUGAAGCAAUGGCAUCGCGAUAUGAAGAAACUAUGAGGUCACGGCAAGCUCAUUUAAGAAGAGAAGAUUUAUCGGAUAUGCUUCAAGAUCAUGUGCAACGGCAAAAAAGCAAACGUAAACGUCAACAAAGUCAAGAUUCAAAAGCUUCUAAAAAAUAUAAAGAAUUCAAAUUUUAAGUUAAGUAAACUGAUACAGUGUAAGAACCAGAUUUUAUUUGGAAAAUAUAGGAGUUAUAUUAUUAUUAAUAUCACAAA